AUCUCGUUCGCUCAAAAUCACUUUACAGUCAGGAAAUGUUUCCAAUAUUUCCUCCCAGAAAAGGUUACCGGGUAUAUCCACCACCGCAUCUGCAUUCUGGUAGAGUGCUACAUCUGGCUUAGCGCCAUUCUGGAAGACAUCAACCCAGUAAUCCAGAAAAUCGAACAGUUGUUCUUCCCAGUCAUAGACCGUGAAUCCAAGCUGUCGUAAAGACGUAAAGCUUCGGAGAUUGAUUUAGUUCCAGUCUUAUUCAUACCAGCGCAUAUAACCUUCAUAUUGCCUCUUUGAUCUUAGCUCUUUUCUUUGGGUCUACAAUAAUAUUCGCCGGCUACAAUAACAUUG
Porites lobata is the source of this 342-nucleotide messenger RNA. Lineage: Eukaryota; Metazoa; Cnidaria; Anthozoa; Scleractinia; Poritidae. The record is from the annotation of a GenBank genome assembly.